AUGAGUGGCAGCAGUUCCCGUUUUGGAGCUAUAAGUGGAAUGGGCUCCAAAGAAUUGACACUAACAGAUAACUCGGUCAGCGGUACUAAUGGUGUAGCUUUUCAUGUUCCUGGCGUAGAAUGUGGACUAACAUCCGGUCCAUCUGGAAAUGAAGCCCACAGUUCAUCUAUAGGCUUGGCCGUUUUUCCAGUGGAUAACGUCCAAGGCUCUUGUUACCAAGUAUCAAACUACUUCAUCUGGAAAUGUUAUGACAUUGCAAUAUAUUACAACAACAGACUGUCUGUAGUUUUGAUUAAUAAUACAAUGGCAGAAAAUACUCUGGGAAUUUACAACCAAAUAAUAGGACCAAGUGCUGCUGCUCAUUUGUAUGCGGCGAAACAAUGUACCGUAAAGGACAGCAUCAUCAUCGGAACGACCUCAUCAUAUAACUGCACCACCGACCAGGCUAAAUCUACGGGAAUAAGUAGUCAGAUAACUGGAGGUCAUGUCGGUUUGGUGUUUGCUUCUUUCAUGCAAGGAAGUAACAGCGCUCCAUUUUACGACCUGACUGGAAUAAGGAGCUACCCUGCAAGCAUGGGAAUUAUGAACGUUGAGGGUGUAACGUUUGCCCAUUUUAAGACGGUAUGCGGUACUAAGGACGUCAUGUUGACUACAAACAAAGCUAACGAUGACGGACAACACCCUGUUGUGACUAAAGAAAUCACCAAGUAUGACUCGGAAAACGAUAGCUCCUUCUUUAUUCAUCGACCGAACAUCGAGAAAAUAAAUCCGAGAGACUGUGUUGAUAUGGACUGCGAUGGACUAAAGAAAGCGUUAAUAAGGGACGAAGAUGGCACGUUCUUAGGCACAAUACGCUCUGUCCUAUCUCAGUCAGAAUGGGAAUGGAAUGGUGAUCCGAAUAGGGGAUUGGGGGACUACAGGAUACCGUUGGAGAUGCUGACCACCCUAACAGGAGAACGUAUCAACGUUAGUAGCAUCGCGCCACACAAAGGAAUAAUACGAACUGAUCAGUGUAUUUACCGAGCGGCUUGGCAAGCGUACGAGUGUCACGACCUCGACUACAAAAUGCUGAUAAUAGAGAGUCUGGACGCGGACACGGAGACCCGGCGGCUGUCACCUGUCGCCGUUCUUGGUGACGGGUAUCUGGAUCUAAUAAAUGGACCCCAGGACCACAGUGCCUGUAGGAUAGGCAACUGUCGUAAACGUCUUUCUACGUUCAUGGCUAUUGUAGCUACAGGGAAGCAUUACCUACUUCAUUUUACAACUACAAGCCCACAGACGUUGCGAUUCUUCCUAUUGAACUCCAACGAUAACCAGGUCGUUACCUUAGGUAUAUGGUACUCUCAAUCCAACCGUCGAGAUGUGUAUGUGAAUGACGAACUAGUUCUAGCAAAGAACGCUAGAAUGGUUAAUGGUAAAUAUGUAGUCGAUCCGCCUUCAUCUCCAGGUGAAUUCGUUCCGGCUACAGACUCCAGUGAUGUCACCGGAACUAAUUUCUUCGACAGGGACUCAAAUAUCUUGUAUGUGUUAGUUAGAGGCAGCAGUCCAGUCAAAAUAGUAACAAAUCCGUCGUUUAUCGUCUCAUUUCAAAUACCAGCAUUGACAGCAGAGGAGUUCUACGGGGAAGCAUUAAUACAUAAUUUAGCUUUGUUUUUCGAUGUACCGCCGGAGAAAAUCAGGGUAGUUAAUGUUGUGAGGGAGUCUGGAAGAAGAAGACGAAGAGAUGUAGCUGAGGAUAUGGAGAUUCAAUUUGAAAUCAGUGAUCCCCCAAAAACAGAUGGGAACGCUACAGAAAACGAAACAUUGACAACGGAAUCCUUGUUGAACAUAUCAUCAAAGUUUAUCAAUGAAGUGCAGGGAGGAAAGGACUUAAGUAAGGAACUCAAUGUGACUAUAAGCAGUAUUGCUGUGAGUGAACCGCUUCCUGAGGUACGUGAAGACGGGGAAUACAUAAUAGAAGACUCCGAUGGGAAACUAACCAUACCAAAGAGUAUGAACAUAACCAUACAGCCGUCUGCGUCAUACGAAACUGUACAAUUUCCUACACAACCCUGUCUGAAAGUGUAUGAUGAGCAGGAUCAACCCAUGACAAAGUUGGGCAGUAUUGGCGACCCUUGGCAUAUGACUGCAUAUCUGAUAUCCGGCGCUAACCUAUCUGCCACACUACAUGGUACUACAACCGUAGAUGUGGUUGGAGGAUGGGCGAAUUUCACCGACCUUACCGUAUCCCAUUACGGGAAUGACUUCUGUCUUCACUUUAAUAAGACUUACCCAAUUAACGAAAAACAUUUAUCUACUCAAUCAGAAACCUUUUCUGUUGCGAAGUUAGAGGUCGCUUUGAGUAAUAAUAUAUCUACAGAACCCUUAGUUAUGAACAAAGCUACCGAAAUGAGGAUUACGUUGAUAGACAACACCACACGACAUCGAAUCAGCGACAUAGCAUGGAGGGGCCAUAAUUGGACAGCAACAGUCAGUCUCGUGAAUGUGUCGGAUACUACGGGGAACAUGUCAGGGUCUCUCCAUGCGAUAUUUGAUCCCGACACUGGUGAAGCUGUGUUUGAUUCAUUGACAUUCGAUCAGAUUGGCUUAUACUUUUUGACAUUUCAUGUAACUUCUUCCCCAGAAGAGUAUGGUAUUAAUGACAAUGUCCAGGUCCAGGUAGUUAAUGAAAAGCAGUUUGCCCUACUCAACGACAACACAACGAUCGUCACCAAUAUAACCGUAACAUUUGAGGAAAAUUACCAGCAGAUUGUAGGGGAUAACGAGGCCAGUUUCGGAGCCAUGAUCGCUAAUAUUAUUGCACAACAAAAUCCAGAUGUCACAACAACGACAAUUAUUCCAACAUCGAUGGUACCUAAAACCACAGCACUGGAUACUACAACUACAACGGCGGUAACUACGACAUCAGCGGUGGAUGUAACAGCUACAACACCGGUUACUACAACAACUGUUGACAUUACGACUACAACACCGGUUACUACGACAACAACACCGGUUACUAAGACAACGACAGUGGAUACUACCACUACCCCACCGGUUACUACGACAACGACGGUUGAUACUACCACUUCACCACCGGUUACUACAACAGCUGUUGAUAGUACGACAACAACACCGGUUACUACGACAACGACAGUGGAAACUACCACUACCCCAACGGUUACUACGACAACGACGGUUGAUACUACCACUUCACCGCCGGUUACUACAACAGCUGUUGAUAGUACGACAACAACACCGGUUACUACGACAACGACAGUGGAAACUACCACUACCCCAACGGUUACUACGACAACGACGGUUGAUACUACCACUACACCGCCGGUUACUACGACAACGACGGUUGAUACUACCACUACCCCAACGGUUACUACGACAACGACGGUUGAUACUACCACUACACCGCCGGUUACUACGACAACGGCGGUUGAUACUACCACUACCCCAACGGUUACUACGACAACGACGGUUGAUACUACCACUUCACCACCGGUUACUACGACAACGACGGUUGAUACUACCACUACUUCACCGGUUACUACGAUAACGACGGUUGAUACUACCACUACCCCAAUGGUUACUACGACAACGACGGUUGAUACUACCACUUCACCACCGGUUACUACAAUAGCUGUUGAUAGUACGACAACAACACCGGUUACUACGACAGCGACAGUGGAUACUACCACUACCCCAACGGUUACUACGACAACGACGGUUGAUACUACCACUACACCACCGGUUACUACGACAACGACGGUUGAUACUACCACUACCCCAAUGGUUACUACGACAACGACGGUUGAUACUACCACUUCACCACCGGGAACUACAACAACUGUUGACAUAACGACUACAACACCGGUUACUACAACAGCGACGGUGGAUAUUACCACUAUCCCACCGGUUAAUACACCAACUGUUGAUAGUACGACUACAACACCGGCUACUACGACAACGCCGGAGGAAACUUCGAAAUCAAGUAACAAGAAUUCUGGGAUGUCCGUUCCUACACUGAUUGUAAUUGUCACUACUCCAUCAGUACUUUUAGCGGGAAUAGUUGUUAUUUUUCUCAUUACCAAAUACAACAGACUGCGAGCUCAGGAUGCAAAAGAACAACUAACCAGGAAGGAUUCAUCGAUGGUCGCUGACAAUUUUCACACGACAGAAAACCAACAAGGAAGAAACGAAUAUCCCUACUCGUCACCUUUUUCGAUUACCAAUAAUAUGAAGUCAUAUCAAACGCAACUACCACGCAUACAAACCAAUUCUGUCUUGAGGUCAGUUACCCCAACGAUAACGCCAUCGAAUUUCACAUACCUUGGAGUCGGUGAUAACGGACAUUCUUCUCAGACAUUUUACACAGGAAAACAACAGAACAGGUUCAAUUAAUUAUCAUGUAUGGGUACUAUGUCCAAAGUCGUUGCAACAGUGGUUAGCAAAAUGAUAAGAAUCAAAGGUUUUAAUUUUCUCAAUUUAUUAAGUACAGAGAACUUAAGUUAUUACAUCAGGUUAAAGUUGUGAUCACUAUUCAAUGUGCUGAUUAUAUUCAGGUAUUCCAAACAUGAUGCAUUCAAAAAUUGGACGUUUUAAUAAGUAUUACGUCAUGAGAUAGUCAUUAAUACAUUAUGUGACCCAGAAGUGAAUAUGGGACUGCCAUACAUCCUUGGAAUUCAAAACAAUAUUUAAUGAUUUUCUUAUGCUUGUAUGUAUUUCUGUAUACUAUCUUUAAAAGUAUAACGGUAUUUUCGGAGAGUUUAAUAUUUAAAUUGUUUCCAUAUAUAGCCUUUUAACCACUAAACAAUAAUUUGUGAUGAGAGUUCUGUUGAUACCGCAUAAAUGUCUGUAACAAACAUAUGUUAUAACAUGAUGGCAAAGUUGAUUACUUCAGAUAAUUUGUUAGAUGAUGUACCUUACGUAAACAUGUUACAUGAAAAUCGGAAUGCUUAUGUUUGAAAGACACAACAUAUAGAUGAUCUGGAAGGUGUCCAUGGUAAUUUAUCACAACUAUUAAUUAUUAUGAAUUAUUGAUUAAGUUAGAUAUUCCAGAACCAUUUCAGCUCAUUGCGCCCUUCAUAACAUAAUCGGUGUAAGGCACCUGUAUUGGCUUCCUCUGAUUAUGUCCUAAUGAUUGUAGUUAUUAAUUCUCUACCUGUAUGUAUAUUUAGAGAGGAAGACAUGAACGUAGAUAAAGUACGUCCAAUGGACAUUUUACAUUCCUUUUACAGAUUUAAACAUUUGUAUAUGUCUACACGUUGAUCAAACACGUGUCUACUCAAAUUGGUACGCUACCGAAAUUGGUAAACGGCCAUAAAACGUUUUAAACUGUGCUAUAAAAUUGCAAGUGAAUGCGUUUUCAUCUGAGCAUAUAGCAUUUAUUUUAUUCAUCAAAACGUUUAGAGUGCAAAAUGGCUUUCCUUCGUCGAUAAUAUUAAUUUUUGAAGCUGUACUAUAUACGACAUCAUGUGACUAUUUUACCACGUGACAUAGUAUAGGUCCAUCAAGUAUGUUGAUAAGUACAGGAACCGCUCAUGCUUCUUUCAAAUAUUGUUAUAUAUAACUAUAUUAAGUGUCUUAAUAUUCCUUGUUUUGUUUACCUGUAUAACCAGAAACGUGUAUCUAUAUAAUCGAUAGUUCGUAUAAUCUAGACAUUUAAUUAAUCAAGUAGUUUUAUGUUUUUAGGAAUUUGCAACUAUUUGUAAGGAGAACAGUUCUAUAUUCCGGAUAGAUAUAUUUGUUAGUGAAUUCGCGAUUUAGAUCGGGAUUCAUUAUCAGAUAAUCAAACACCUAUUGCGUCACGUGAUAUGUUUACAUUUUUGUCACAACAAAUGACGAUGGAACUGAUAUCACCUGUGUACAAGAGUGUAUUAAGCACUUUAAUCAUCGUAUGUAAAAUGAUAUAUGUAAAUAUUUCAAUUAGUCAUAUUAUUCUCCGACGACAGAUACAUUGUAUCUUAUACCUUUUGUUUUAAGAUGUUGUAGGUAAUAACAUGUAAUAGUAUUAACAUGUCUCGGAAACUAAUACAAAACUUUAACAACCAUGGUUCAAAAAGCAAAUAAGUUUUACACUAAUUGUGCGACAGUGUUAUUUCCACAGAUUACUGUCAAUCGGACAACUUCUUUAGUUGUGUUUUAUGUUACCCUUUAUUUCUAGAAUAUCUAGAUUCCAUGACUAAAUAUUUAAUUGGUACACAGGAAAUGGAUAUAUAAAAUGGUUAUCCUCCAGGAUUGCUGUUGUAAAAUGCAUGCAGCUUAAAUAAGGUGAAGCUAAAAUCAGUCACCUAGGUUUAAUUUGACUUUAAAAAGUAAUUGGAAGGUAUUUUAAUUCCCUUUUGACAGGUUGGUGUUUAUUUCAGAGUAAAGUAAAGGACAAUAACAUGAUGUUUAACAAAGAUGGUGUGUUAUUAAUAUGUAAGUAAACAUGUAUUAUAUGUCUGUA
Mizuhopecten yessoensis (Yesso scallop) is the source of this 6439-nucleotide messenger RNA. RefSeq names its product fibrocystin-L-like. The record is from RefSeq and is a predicted model, not a curated record. NCBI's taxonomy places the organism in Eukaryota, Metazoa, Mollusca, Bivalvia, Pectinida, Pectinidae. Bases 1 to 4392 code for a protein of 1463 amino acids. The transcript is spliced from 10 exons.